AUGGCUGGCAACCAAUACGGCCAGCAAUGGCAACAAAACCCAGCUCCCUCCUACCAAUACGACAGUGGAAAUAAUCAGAGACAAUGGCAAGAGAACGGGAGAGGUCAGGGUCCCUACAACCAGGACAACCAACGCUACAAUGACUAUCCAAAGAGUCGGAAUGGUUAUGGGCCAGGCCAGGCGCCAGCGCCCGGUGGUUAUGAUCGAAACGCCCAGUGGGAAGGUCAAAAUCAAUAUCCCCAACCAAACGGUCAUGAGGCACGCUAUGUUGAAAAUGGCGAUGGGUAUUCGCAACCUCCCCGGCCAGGCCAAUUCGAUCAAGGUGCCCCUGCUCCGAGGCAAUAUUCAUAUGACGAGCGCUAUCGCACCAAUGGGUCAGGCAGAGCACCACCAGAUCACGGCGGAUCCCAUGCACAGAGACCACCAAGGAACCAGUGGGCAGAGCCUUCCACGCCUCCCAGGAGACUCAGGCCCCGCGACCGCAUUUUGACUGAACCCACAUCCCCUAAGAACUUGUCCUGGGAUAAUCCAUUCGGCGCUUUCCCUCCUAAAAAGAGGCCAGGAGACAGGAUGAGGCACGAGAGACACGGCAGUCUGGACAACGCCAUGGCCAGUCUCGACAUGAACGAACGCCGUCCUAGUGGAGGUUAUGAAGCAAGACCUCAUACCUCCAACAGCCCGAGAAAAGAAGCGCCUCGUCCUAGGACCUCGCAUGACCGCCAUGACCGUCCCCCCGAUAUGGGGCCUCCGCCACUUCCGCAACAAACGUAUCCAAUGCCGCCUGGUCGAAACUCUCCGGAGAUGAAUUAUCAACAACCACCGGCCCCCAGACAGCAGGGCGGGAUGAACAGUCCGAGAAUGCGGCCAGCAGGCCCUCCGCGUGGUCCCCCGCCGCCAGGGAAUAGAAGCGGACCUCGUCCUGGCCCCCCUGGUGGAAUGGAAGAGUUCAGUCCGCCGGCAAACUACAACGCUCCACGCAAUUAUCCGCCUCCAGAUCGUCGGGCAAAUAACUACAUUUUCGAUGAGGGUUACUCAUCAGACUUCAUCCCUCAGUCAAGAGCACACGUUUCACCCAUAGACCGUGUUCCUCAGGGAUAUGGACCGGGACCUGCGCCUCAAGGGGAUCUUCGUACCGACCCAUACCGAGGGUUUCCUCCCAACGGCCACGGGGAAGUCAGCCAGUUGAGAGACAGUCAAAUUCCAAAUUUUGAUGCUAUUCCGACUGGUGUGAAUGAGAAAACGGAAGACAAUAUCAUUGCAAAUCAACAAACUGGUUUCGAUCGCAACGUCUACCAGAAACCGACUUAUCCUGGGCCAGGGUCGUUUCCAGGUCAGAUUGAUACCAAACAGUCUAUUUCCCCUCCUAAUCAGACCACAUCUCCUUUGGCUGAGUUCUCGUUUGACUUGCCUGGCUCCUCUCAACCUGCGAUGGCUGGUAGAAACGAUAAUCCCGCACAGGCCGCUUCCUAUCGAGGAGUUUACGGCGGACAGGAGACUUUCGGCGCAGGAGGACCUGCAAGGAGUGCAUACGGGGACAUCCAGUCUCAAGAUGCGCCUAGCUCACAAUAUCCGCCACCUCGUACUGCCAGUCGGAAUGGGAUUAAGCCGAAUAUGGACACCGACGCCUCGAGGCCUCCACUACCAAACAAUGGCCAGCCCUAUCGAUCGUUUAGCCAGGAUCAGUAUCCCGUCCGACCACAUACAAGCAAUGCGCAACGGCCACCGCAACAAAGUUACGAGAUGAUGAACCCAUAUGAUCAGGAUUAUGCCCAAAAGAACCGUGCUCCUUCGGCACCAACUGUACCGGCAGGAUCCCUGACAUCUGACCAAGGCUAUGUUCACCCAGGACAGGCCCAACAGUAUCAACAACCGUAUGGACCAGGCCCACUAGUGCGCAGAGCGACCCAGGACAAUCUCAUUAACGGCCCUGCUAAGCCCAACGCUUCGAACUCUGCACAUCCCGUACCCGUCAGGCACUAUCCGACCUCAAAUGCAGAGUUUAACCCGGAUGCAUUGCCAGCUCACCCUACUCCAGUGAGGCCAGGACUCAAAGACAGCAGCGGCUACUCAUCGGGUCCGACACCACCGACUCAGCCGAACCAACAGGGGUCGGUCUCCGGGCCUUCGUCAUCUGUCACUGCCCAGGAGCUGAAUAGCCUCCGCGAGAUGUAUCUCCGGAGUCCCAGCGACCAUGCUCUCGGGUUGAAGCUUGCAAAGAAGAUGGUGGAGGCGGCUAGGGUGCUUGCAGAUGAGAACGGGACAGCAGACCAGAAGACCACACAGAAGAACCGCGAAAAGUACAUCUUCGACGCACAUAAACUGAUCAAGAAACUGGUGGGAGCUAACUACCCAGACGCAAUGUUCUAUCUGGCCGAUUGUUACGGACAAGGAAUGCUGGGACUUGCUGUGGACGCGAAAGAGGCCUUUUCUCUCUACCAGUCGGCCGCGAAGCUCAAUCAUCCCCAGAGUGCAUAUCGAGUGGCUGUGUGCUGCGAACUGGGGACCGAAGAAGGUGGCGGGACCCGACGUGAUCCUUUGAAAGCGAUGCAAUGGUACAAAAGAGCAGCAACACUCGGAGACACGCCAGCCAUGUACAAGAUGGGAAUGAUAUUGUUGAAGGGUUUGCUUUCGCAACAGAAGAAUCCACGUGAAGCAGUGUCGUGGUUGAAGAGGGCUGCUGAACGGGCGGACAAGGACAAUCCUCAUGCGUUACAUGAACUGGGCCUCCUUUACGAAUCGGCCUCGUCCACGGACCAUAUCGUGCGCGAUGAGAAAUACGCCUUUCAACUGUUCCAGCAAGCUGCCGAACUGGGCUACAAAUACUCGCAGUUCCGGCUUGGGUCGGCGUAUGAGUAUGGUUUGCUUGGCUGCCCGAUCGAUGCUCGUCAAAGCAUUUCAUGGUACACUCGAGCGGCGGCUCAAGGAGAGCAUCAGUCAGAACUGGCGCUGAGCGGUUGGUACUUGACAGGGUCAGAACCGCUGCUUACACAAAGCGACAUGGAGGCAUUCUUGUGGGCACGGAAAGCCGCGAGUUCGGGCCUUGCCAAGGCAGAGUAUGCAAUGGGCUACUUCAGCGAGGUCGGCAUCGGCACGGCGGUGGACAUCGAAGAAGCCAAACGUUGGUACUAUCGAGCAGCAGCACAAAACUUUACCAAGGCACGAGAACGACUCGAGGUCCUCAAGAGAGGAGGUCCCAAGCACCAAAAGACACGCAUGUCUCGAUCGAAUGUCAACAAGCAGACUGACGGAGAGUGUGUGGUCAUGUAG
Messenger RNA from Fonsecaea nubica, 3267 nucleotides. RefSeq lists its product as hypothetical. Lineage: Eukaryota; Fungi; Ascomycota; Eurotiomycetes; Chaetothyriales; Herpotrichiellaceae. Gene Ontology annotation, molecular function: protein binding. The transcript is spliced from 3 exons. The record is from RefSeq and is a predicted model, not a curated record. Bases 1 to 3267 code for a protein of 1088 amino acids.